AUGGCUGGAAAGCGGGUUCUCAGUGUUUACGAAAUACUUGGCAGAAGGUGGGUUUGUCGGUUUCGCAAUUCCAGCUUGAAGGCGGCAGUUCCAAACCUCCAACUCCAACACACUCGAAUCCACCACCGCUCGCCGUCGGUAAUGCCGAUUCCGCGCCGCCUGCCCUGCCUUCCCGCUGUCGCCGUAGCCGCCAGACGCUCGACCGCGAGCCUCGCCGUCUCCCAUGGUGGGACCGGCGGGAGGCCCUCGACGGCCAUCCUGGCCGCCGCCGCGACGGCAGCCGCGGCGGCGGGCCGCGCCUCCGAGUGCCAGUCGCUCCUCCUCCGCAUGUCGCGCCGCCGCGGGGCCUCCCGCCUCGACAUCGUGUCCUCCCUCCUCGCCUCCUCCCCGACCCCGCAGCCGCAGGUGUUCGACCUCCUCAUCCGCACCUACACCCAGUCCCGCAAACCCCGGGAGGCAUUCGAGGCCUUCCGCCUCCUGCUCGACCGCCGCGUCCCCAUCCCCGCCGCCGCCUCCAACGCGCUCCUGGCCGCGCUCUCCCGCGCCGGAUGGCCCCACCUCACCGCGGACGCCUACCGCCUCGUCCUGUCCUCCGACUCCGAGGUAAACACCUAUACGCUUAACAUCAUGGUCCACAGCUACUGUAAAGCCCUACAGUUCGAUAAGGUUGAUGCCGUAAUCUCCGAGAUGGAGAAGAGAUGCGUGUUUCCGGAUGUGGUAACCCAUAAUGUGAUGAUUGAUGCUAGAUUUCGUGCUGGGGAUGUUGAGGCGGCGAUGGCAGUGGUCGAUUCGAUGGUUAGUCAGGGGAUAAAGCCAGGAAUCUUGACGUAUAAUGCGGUGUUGAAGGGGUUGUGUAGGAAUGGAAGGUGGGAUAAAGCGAGGGAGGUGUUCAGGGCAAUGGGCGAGUGUGGGGUGGCUCCCGAUGUUCGGAGCUCCAACAUGUUGAUUGGGGGAUUUUGUAGAGUUAAGGAGGCUGAUGAGGCAAUGAAGUUUUAUAAGGAGAUGCGACGUCGUGGAGUCACACCAGAUAUUGUGAGCUUUAGUUGCCUGAUUGGGUUGUUUGCAAGGAGGGGGAAGAUGGACCAUGCGGCGGCCUACUUGAGGGAGAUGAGAGAGUUCGGAUUGAUGCCUGAUGGUGUGAUUUACACAAUGGUCAUUGGUGGAUAUUGCAGGGCUGGGUCAAUGUUGGAGGCACUGAGAGUCAGGGAUGAGAUGGUUGGCCGUGGAUGUUUGCCAGAUGUGGUAACUUACAAUACCUUGCUGAAUGGGCUUUGUAAAGAGCGUAGGUUGUCUGAUGCAGAGGAGCUUUUGACUGAGAUGAGGGAGAGAGGGGUUCCACCAGAUUUAUGCACCUUCACAACUUUAAUUCAUGGGUAUUGUAGGGAGGGUAACAUAGAGAAGGCAUUGCAACUAUUUGAAACAAUGCUGCAUGAGCGUUUGACGCCAGACAUUGUGACAUACAACACUUUGAUUGAUGGAAUGUGCAGACAAGGUGAUCUGGGCAAAGCUAAUGAGCUAUGGGAUGAUAUGCAUUCUCGAGAAAUCUUCCCCAACCACAUUACCUACAGCAUCCUGAUAGACAGCCACUGUGAGAAGGGACAAGUGGACGAUGCAUUUGGGUUUUUGGAUGAAAUGAUAAACAAGGGGAUUGUGCCAAACAUCAUGACCUAUAAUUCCAUCAUUAAGGGUUACUGCCGGUCUGGAAAUGUACUGAAGGGGCAACAAUUUUUGCAGAAGAUGAGGGAUGCCAAGGUGUUGCCUGAUUUAAUUACUUACAACACCCUAAUCCAUGGUUAUGUUAAAGAAGAGAAGAUGCAUGAAGCCUUUAAUUUGCUUAACAUGAUGGAGAAUGAAAAGGUUCAACCAGACACUGUGACGUAUAAUAUGAUUAUAAAUGGGUUUUCUGUACAUGGUAAUAUGCAAGAAGCUGAUUGGGUUUACAAGAAAAUGGGUGCUAAAGGAAUUGAACCAGAUAGAUAUACAUACAUGUCCAUGAUAAAUGGUCAUGUUGCAGCUGGGAACUCGAAGGAGUCAUUUCAACUUCAUGAUGAGAUGCUUCAGAAAGGGUUUGCUCCUGAUGACAAAUUCUGA
Messenger RNA from Triticum turgidum subsp. durum (durum wheat), 2091 nucleotides. NCBI's taxonomy places the organism in Eukaryota, Viridiplantae, Streptophyta, Magnoliopsida, Poales, Poaceae. The record is from the annotation of a GenBank genome assembly.